This is a messenger RNA of Talaromyces atroroseus, 954 nucleotides long. RefSeq lists its product as hypothetical. The coding region runs from base 1 to 954 and encodes 317 amino acids. The record is from RefSeq and is a predicted model, not a curated record. Gene Ontology annotation, molecular function: oxidoreductase activity, acting on the CH-OH group of donors, NAD or NADP as acceptor; NADP binding; NAD binding. NCBI's taxonomy places the organism in Eukaryota, Fungi, Ascomycota, Eurotiomycetes, Eurotiales, Trichocomaceae. The transcript has 2 exons.
AUGGCUCCUCAAUUGGCUUACAUCGGACUGGGCAAUAUGGGCAAGGGGAUGACCAAAAACCUCGCCCAGAAAGCCGCACUCAGCUCGCCAAUUCUCCUAUACAACCGCACGCAAUCCAAAGCUGCAGCUCACGCGGAAUCCAUCGGCGGCCCCUCCAAGGCCAAGGCAGUAUCAUCCAUCGCCGACGCCGUCAGCGCAUCCGACAUCAUCUUCAUAUGCGUGGGUGACGAUGCCGCCGUUGAGAACAUCGUCGACACCGCGCUCAGCAGCGUGCCAGACAUCAAGGGCAAACUCCUCGUCGACAUGUCCACCAUCCACCCGGACACCACCCGCAAACUAAACACCCAAAUACGCGCUCGCGGCGCCAGCUUCGUCUCCUGUCCCGUCUUCGGCGUGCCCGCCAUGGCCGAAGCUGGUCUGCUCAUCUGCGUACUAGCAGGCCACAAGAACGACGUCACCAAAAUCCUGCCCUACACAAUCGGCGUCAUGGCACGCGCCAAUAUCGAUCUCACAUACGACGACGACGUCAAUGCCACCCAGGACAUCGGUAAAGCGUCAACAUUCAAACUCAUCGGAAACAGUUUUAUCCUCAGCUUCGUCGAACAGCUAGGCGAGGGCCUCACGCUGGCCGAAAAGGCCGGCGUGGGCAUUGAUCCCUUGAAGCAGUGGAUGGAACUCAUGUUCCCCGGUCCGCUGCCCAAAUAUGUUGAGCGUAUGCAGACGGGCGACUAUUACAAGCGCGAAUACCCGCUUUUCCCAGUUGACCUUGCGAGGAAGGAUUUGAGGCAUGUCACUGAUAUCGCGAAGCAAAGCGGCAUGCAGAUGAAGUCGUUGGAGGUGGUUGACGAGUACCUGAGGGAUGUGAAGGAGCACUCCGGGGAGAGGGGGGAUAUCGCCGGAAUGUAUGGUGCGAUUCGGAAAGCUUCUGGAUUGAAGUUUGAGAAUGACGAGUAA